AUGCUGAAGUGCACACUCAGUAAAUUUACGAAGAAAAUGACAGAAAGUACUUGGAAUUUACCUAAUAAACUAAUUGAAGAACCUUCUUUGAAAGUUUACAAUUCACUUUCACGUUCAAAAGUUGAAUUUAUACCAACAAAUGGUAGAACUGUAACUUGGUACAACUGUGGUCCAACUGUGUAUGAUUCGAGUCAUAUGGGUCAUGCUAGAAACUACCUUACACAGGAUAUCAUAAGGAGAAUUCUUAGGGAUUACUUCAGUUAUGAUGUUAAAUUCGUUAUGAAUAUCACAGACGUUGACGAUAAAAUCAUUCUUAAAGCUAGACACAGCCACCUGCUUGAAAAAUAUAAGCAAGACAAUCCAACACCAAAUGAAAAAGUUGAAAACGAUUUACUUCUCUCUUUCCAAGCAUUCGUGGAGAAAGUAAUACCAUUGUUUAAUAAUAUACCGUCAAUAGACGCCCUAGAGCACAAACAAGCAGCAGAGUUGAUCGUCAGCCAUGCCCAAAAUAACCUUCAAGCUUGGUCAGAGAAAGAUCCAAAAGCUGGAAUGUACGUACAAACACUUAGGGAUGGUUUAGAAGCACUUUCGAGUCAGUCGAUUGAUAAAGCACAAGAUAUUCUUUGUCCAUAUCUUGACAAACAGUUCGGAGAGAGCGUUAGAGAUCCAGCCAUUUUCAGAUCCUUGGCUGCCUACUGGGAGGGCGAAUUCUUUAAAGAUAUGUCUGCACUCAAUGUCGAAAAGCCGGACACACUCACGAGGGUUAGUGAAUAUGUACCAGAAAUCAUCACAUUCGUCGAGAAGAUCAUAUCGAAUGGGUUUGCAUACUCUAGUUCAGAUGGAAGUGUCUACUUUGAUACAAAAGCAUUCGAUGGUGCUAAAUCUAAAAAUGGUUUCGAGCACAGCUAUGCUAAACUUCAACCAUGGUCAAAGGGCAUUAAGGAACUUAUCGAGGAAGGUGAAGGCAGUCUUUCGAGCGGAACAGGCAAGAAGAAUAGUUCAGAUUUCGCACUUUGGAAGACGUCCAAACCGGGCGAGCCUUCUUGGACAUCACCUUGGGGUGAAGGCAGACCGGGUUGGCAUAUAGAGUGCUCUGUCAUGGCUAGUGAAGUUCUUGGUCAUAACAUUGAUAUACACUCCGGUGGUGUCGACUUGAAAUUCCCUCACCAUGAUAAUGAAAUCGCCCAGAGUGAAGCAUGCCACGAUUGCCCAGAAUGGAUCAAUUACUUCCUCCAUACGGGUCAUUUGCAUAUCGAAGGACAAAAGAUGUCGAAAUCACUCAAGAACUUCAUCACUAUUGAGGAGGCACUCCGUAGAUUCUCAGCUAGACAGCUUCGUCUUGCUUUCAUGUUACAGCUUUGGAAUACACCUAUGGAUUUCAAAGAGAGUGCAAUGACUGAAGUCAAGAAUUACGAAAGUAUGCUCGCGAACUUCUUUACCAAUGUCAAAGCAAUCAAGAGAGAUGUCAACGAAAAUGUUCUAGAAUGGGAUGGUAAACACCACUACGACAAUCUCGAGAAAGAUCUUGAUGGAAAGUUAACAAAUGCAAAGGCCAACGUUAGAGCAGCGUUAUGUGAUUCAUUCAAUACACCAGCCGCACUCCAAGUCAUUGCUGACUUAGUGGGUAAUGCUAACGUAUACGUCUCUCAACAGAGAUCAGCAAAUCGCGUAAUCAAUGUUGAUAUUUUGGAGAGUAUAGCCAAAUACACAACAAAGAUGUUGUCUAUAUUCGGUGUUAUUCCAGCAAAUCAAUUGUUGGAGAUCGGUUGGUCAGAUUCAGACAACGCAAGCGGCGGAGACAAAGAAGAAACUAUCAUGCCUUAUGUGAAAGUUUUGUCUGGUUUCAGAGAUAAAGUGAGACAAAUCAGUAUCGACAAACCUGAAAAUGCCUUAACAGAGAUUCUCAAACUCUGUGACAAAAUCAGAGAUGAAGAGUGUGUAGACCUUGGUAUAGCGCUCGACGAUCAAACGAAUGGCAAGAAUGCACUAGUUAAACUUGUUAACCCAGAUCAACUUAAGGCGGUUAAGGAGGAAAAGGAGAAGCAAAUAGCGCUUAAAGCAGCUAGAUCAAAAUUGGCCAAAGAGCAAGCCGAAGCUAAACGUAUAGAGAAACUAAAAAAAGGUAGUGUUAAACCUGAAGAAAUGUUUAAGAAUUCAACAGAAUUUUCACAAUUUGAUGAUCAAGGUAUACCAACUCAUGACAAAGAUGGUCAAGAGCUCGCGAAGAAACGUCGCAAGAACCUGAUCAAAGAGUUUGAAAGUCAAACGAAAUUGUAUAAAGAGUACUUAGACGCUGGUAGUCCAGUAUUUUAAAAUUUUUUAAUGUAAUUUAUA
This is a messenger RNA of Wallemia mellicola CBS 633.66, 2334 nucleotides long. RefSeq lists its product as hypothetical. Gene Ontology annotation, cellular component: cytoplasm. Gene Ontology annotation, biological process: cysteinyl-tRNA aminoacylation. Lineage: Eukaryota; Fungi; Basidiomycota; Wallemiomycetes; Wallemiales; Wallemiaceae. Gene Ontology annotation, molecular function: cysteine-tRNA ligase activity; ATP binding. The transcript has 2 exons. The coding region runs from base 1 to 2313 and encodes 770 amino acids. The record is from RefSeq and is a predicted model, not a curated record.